Messenger RNA from Poecilia latipinna (sailfin molly), 3342 nucleotides. Its product is annotated as nebulin-like. Gene Ontology annotation, molecular function: actin filament binding. Gene Ontology annotation, cellular component: Z disc. NCBI's taxonomy places the organism in Eukaryota, Metazoa, Chordata, Actinopteri, Cyprinodontiformes, Poeciliidae. The annotation marks the transcript as partial. Gene Ontology annotation, biological process: cardiac muscle thin filament assembly. The record is from RefSeq and is a predicted model, not a curated record. The transcript has 29 exons.
CAGGCCAGGAAGAUUUACGAACUUCAGAGCGACAACGUCUACAGGGCUGAUCUGGAGUGGAUCCGGGGCUGCGGCUGGGUGGCAGCCGACUCUGUUGAUCACGUCAAAGUCAAGAAAGCCCAGGAAAUACUCAACGAUAGGCUUUACAAGCAGAACGCCAAAGAAUGCUUUGGAAAAUUCAGCCUGAUCGUGGAUCGUCCCGAGAUCAUUUUGGCAAAAAUAAACGCCGCCAACCUCAGCGACCUUAAAUACAAAGAGUCUUUCAAUGCAGAAAAAGGUCAUUACAUCGGCUCUGAGGACACGCCUCAGUUGGCACAUAGCAGGGAAAUGGGCAAGACCAUCAGUGAGAAACUUUACAAAUCGCAAUGGGACAGCUCUAAAGCUACAAGCUACAACCUGAACCAUGAAUACAUCCCGUUACUGAGCGGCAAGAAGGGCAGGGAGAUUGCCAGUGAUGUGAAGUACAAGGAUUCUCAUGAAAAAGCCAAGGGCCACUACAUGGCUGGGACCCUGGUCGACUUCCCCGAGGUGAUGCGCUGCGGCCAGCAGGAGAAAAACAAGGGACUGAGGCUCUACCAGAAGAACUACCACCAAACCAAGACCAAAAUACACCUCCCAUCUGACAUCAUCGCUAACCAGGUGGCCAAGCGCUGCCAGGACAUGUUGAGCGACGUCCUGUACCGCACCCACCUGCACCAGUGGACCUGCCACCCGGAGCAGGAGGACGCCAUCCGGGCCCGGAAGACCAACGAGAUUCUCAGCGACGUGUUCUACAAGGACGACCUGAACUGGAUGAAGGGCAUCGGCUGCUACGUCUGGGACACGCCAGAGAUCAUUCGCGCUAAGAAGUCCUACGAGCUGCAGAGCGAACGUAAAUACAGAGCUGACGCCAAGAAAGAGUUUAACAACUACUCCAUUGUGACCGACACGCCUGAGUACGUGACCGCCGUCCUGGGUCACACCUGGGCCAGUGACCUGAACUACAGGGAGGCUUAUCACAAAGAGAAGCACAUGUACACCACAGUUCUGGACACGCACGAUUAUGCCAGAUGCCACGACUUCAAAUUGUUCUUCAGCAAUAAAAACUACACAGCCGCCUGGGAUAAGAUCAAGGCAAAGAGCUACAAGAUCCCAGUUGACUCCAACGCCUUGCAACACGCCAAACAACAGAAGGUCGUUCUCAGCCACGUCAAGUACAAGGAGGAUUAUGAAAAGUUCAAGUCCCUCUACAGUCUGCCAAAGUCACUCGAAGACGAUCCUGCUACUGCUCGUUGCGUCAAGGCCGGAAAGUUGGUUCUAGAUCGUCUGUACAAGGAGAACUACGAGAAGACUAAGGCCAAGAACCACAUCCCGCCGGACAUGCUGGAGAUCCUGUCCGCUCGCAACACCCAGUCCACCGUCAGCGGCAUCCACUACCGCAAGUAUCUGCACCAGUGGAUAUGCAUGCCUGACAUGCAGAUGUACGUCCAGGCACGCAAAGUCAACGAGCAGCUCAGUGACAUCUUCUACAAGGACGACCUGAACUGGCUGAAGGGUAUCGGGUGUUACGCCUGGGACACUCCAGAGAUCCUCCGUGUGAAGCAUGCUGGUGUCCUGCAGAGUGAGACCAAGUACAGAGCCAAAGGCAUUGAAGCGUUCAAGGAGUACAGCGUGGUGACGGACACUCCGGUGUAUGAAACAGCCAAGCAGAACGCUCAGAACCUCAGUGAUCUUCACUACCGUUACGAUUACAACGCCAACGUCAAGGGUAAGCACACCUCCCCUGCUGUUACCAUGGAAACGGAAAGAGCCCGCCUGGCCAAUCACAUCCAGAGUGACAACUGGUACAAAGAGGCCAACAAGAGCUUCAUGCCCACUGGCUACUCUCUGCCCAGCGACACGCCGCUCAUCAAGCAGGCCAAGAUGAACAGCAUCGUCACCAGCAACGUGAAAUACAAGGAGGCCUUUGAGAUGGUGAAGGCUAAAGCUUACACUCUUCAUCCUGAAGGCGUCAACUUUGUCACCUCCAGAAAGGCUCACAAGAUCAUCAACGACCGUCUGUAUCGUGAGGCUUACCACAAGCAGAAGGACAAGAUCCACACAACCUACGAAACUCCUGACUUCAAACAAUUCAAGAUGAACCAACAACACCUCAGCGACCUGUGCUACAAGGAGAAAUACUACAACAGCCGAGGCCAGCUGAUCUCCAUGCCUAUCACGCCCCAACUCAUGCACUGUCAUCACGUCAAUGAGAUCACCAGCGAGCUGAAGUACAAAGAAGAUCUGAUGUGGCUGAGAGGUGUCGGCUGCUUCCUGUACAACACCCCGGAGAUGGUCCACGUCCGGAACAUCAACAAAUUCAGGACGAGCUACCCGGUGGACGCUAAGAAGAACCUGUCAAACUACACCGUGGUCCUGGAUACGCCAGAGUACAACCGCGUGACUGAGCUGAAGACUCACUUCAGUGAUCGCAUAUACAGAGCCCAGAGCAAGAAGGACAUGAUGAAGGUUUCCUCCAUCGCAGACUCUUUGGACAUAAAGAGAGUCAAGUGGGCCCAGCAGCUGACUAACAAGUACCAGUACACAAGUCUGGCAUCAAAGGAGAGAACUCAUUUCACUCCAGAAAUGAACACUCCUAGUAUUCAGCACGCAAGAAAAAUGAAAGUUGUUUUCAGUGAGAAUAAAUACAAAGAGCAAUAUGAAAAGAUGAAGCACAGGUACACUGCUAUCGCUGAUACGCCUAUCCUGAUCCGGUCCAAGAAAGCCUACCUGCAGUCCAGCAAUUUGCGUUACAAGGAAACCUUCGAGCUUUCCAAGGGCCACUAUCACACCGACAAGGACGCCCUGGACAUCGUGUGCCACCGCAAAUUCACUGACGACAUCAGCGAGGUGAAAUACAGAGAAAAGUACAUCAGCUCUCUGGGCACGUGGAAGUCCAUUCCCGACCGCCCCGAGUUCUUCUUCAGCAAGAUAGCCAACGAUAACAUCAGCAACGUGAAGUACAAGGAGGACUUGGAGUGGGUGAAGGGUAUCGGGUGCUACGUUUGGGACACUCCUGAGUUGGUGAUGGCUGAUAGGAACAAGGCUCUGUACAGUGAGCGCCUGUACAAAGCCUCAUAUGAGAAGAACAGAGGAAACUUCAGAUACACAUGCGACACGCCGUACUUCGAGGCGACAAGGAACGCCUCGGUUCUGAUCAACGACGUGAGUCCUUCCCUUCUAUUGACUCAAAUUAUUUCAUUAUUAUUUGCUUUGAAAUGAUCAACUAUGUUUAUUUGUCUCUUUGCUUCUCUCUUGGACUCUACAUGGAGGUAAAAUAAUGUAAAUGUUUUUAUUUUAUUAGAUUUGUUUUGCUUAAAUCAC